This is a messenger RNA of Seminavis robusta, 1254 nucleotides long. The record is from the annotation of a GenBank genome assembly. NCBI's taxonomy places the organism in Eukaryota, Bacillariophyta, Bacillariophyceae, Naviculales, Naviculaceae.
GUUGGGAGGCCAAAAAUCUUCUUGUCCUCACAAACUUUGGAAAUCACAUCCAGAAAAUCUGCAAAGAUCUUCUUCUCAUUAGACUGAUUUGUUUUAAAACAAUGGACCCGAACCAGAAACUCCCCAAAGAAGACAACAACAUGCCUUACCACCGCCUCAGCACGAGCACUGGCAACUCAAAGGCCACUGCAUCCGCUUCAGUUGAGAAAAGGUCCUUGAAAAGGGGGAUGCAACUUCUACCAGAAGACUUUGUUCCAGCAGGCUACUCUGUGAUCUGUGGAAGAGGCAGGGGAAACUAUAAUGCAACAGGGAACAGACGUCUCCGCGUCAUUGUUGGCUCGUUCUUGCAGCAGUACAUUGACGCUGAGAACAGCCCGCAUGACCGCACACGCAUCGUUGACCGGGUCGUUAGGAUUAUCCAGGAAGCAUGCCCUGUUGGAGGCUUUGUCAGGUUUGACAAAGGAAGGUACUACGAGUUGUCAGACAGGGCAUCUCGAGAAAAGUGCGGGGCUAUGUUUCGCGAUUGCAUUCAAGCAAAGAACAGGGAAAGACAAGCACAGCAAAUAAUGAUGAAUCAACAACAGAAACAGCAGACCCCAUCUCAAGUUGCUCCGCAGCAAAGUGCUGCACGUGAGCAAGCCAUGAACUUUGAACUUUUCAAUCGAGCAAUGGCAGCUGCACCUGCUCCCCUGAUGGCACAAGGCAUUCCGGAUUUUGCGGAAGCAACUUUGUUACCCCUGGAAAGAGAAGAAAGUUCUGGGUCCACAUCUUGCUCAUCAGGCUUCUUCUACGAUGUGGAUACCAAUAGGUCCGUACAAUUGGAUGAUGAUCUGGACGAUCCGCAAGUCAACAAAUUCCUUGGCAACGACUCAUUGAUGGGCUGUACCCUUUUGUUUUCUGCAAUCGUUUAGACAAGGACCGUACAAAGCUGAGCAUUAUUAAAACAACUUCCAUGGAUACUAAUGCACAAAUUAUACUUACAUGUAGUAUGCAUCUCGACCAGCUACCGGUGGCUAGCUAGGGUGCAGCCAGAUGAGACAAAACUUGGUGGUGGGAGAAGGCAAAGGAGGGUGUGGUCGGGCUUCCGGUAUCCCCAUGAGCUCCCUCCCCAACAUGGCGCAUCGUCCAGUCGGCAGCUUCCAGGCCCAUCUAUGUCAUAUUUCUGGAGCUAGCCGCACGAAAAAUGAAUGUACUCAGCACUCAGCAGUGGGUUUCUCUCUUUGUAGAUCGAGUUCUGGUACGCUGUAUGAAGAG